Lachnellula hyalina is the source of this 1209-nucleotide messenger RNA. RefSeq names its product Negative regulator of differentiation. Gene Ontology annotation, biological process: mRNA splicing, via spliceosome. Gene Ontology annotation, molecular function: mRNA binding. The record is from RefSeq and is a predicted model, not a curated record. Bases 1 to 1209 code for a protein of 402 amino acids. The transcript is spliced from 8 exons. Gene Ontology annotation, cellular component: cytoplasmic stress granule. Lineage: Eukaryota; Fungi; Ascomycota; Leotiomycetes; Helotiales; Lachnaceae.
AUGGCCACCGGUACUGUGACGCUCGAUGCAGCGUAUUUCGAGACUUUGCUACGAAGAGCACAAUUUCAUACAACUGGUAUUGAUCUUACGACUCCGCUGAAUGUACCAACGGUGACAAUACCCAAGACCAACCAUGAUAGCCUUUUGGCAAUUUCCCGUCAAUAUGCCAACCUCAAACGCAACCUCUACAGAGGUGGUAUCGCCGAGGAAACUCUUGAUAUUCUGAUUCGGGAUGAUUCGGUCGCGACCCAAAAUGAUGAAUCGACAACACAUGACGAAGAGAGUGCGGCCUUCUUAAGCCAACAACCCCUCUCGAGCGCACAAGGGAAUGGGGGACAAGACUACACCUUUGGACGGAAUGCGAAUUAUACCCCCCGAAAUACCAACGGCAACGGGUUCCAUAGCCAUUCGCAGACAAAUGAUGAUAUUCCAUAUAUGCCGGAUGGUCCAGACUGCUUUUAUGAUGGAGGAAUUGGCAACAAUGAAUCACAGCCAAAAUCCCAACGUCAACAAUUCAAAAAGUCCGCCAAGCGAACUGUGCAGCUUGCUAACCUGGCUGAAUCGACUACCCACCAAGAUAUCGUAGAUGCGGUAAGAGGAGGCAUGCUGUUAGACAUCUAUCUCCGGAUCCAUGAUCGUACAGCAAGUGUUUCUUUCUUGGAGGAGGCUCAGGCCUCUGACUUUUUCCGACAUGUGAAGCGUCAUGACUUGUAUAUUCGAGGCAAGAGGGUUGAGAUUCGGUGGAACGACCGUCAAUUUAUCCUGCCGGGUCAUGUUGCUAACAAGAUUGCUAUUGGUGCAACGAGAAACCUCGUCAUCCAAAACCGCACUGCAAGACACACCGAGGAAGCAAUUCGGGACGACCUCGAGCAUAUCCAUAAUCUCGUUGUCGUCAAGGUAGCUUUCAGCGACAAUAAUGUUUAUAUCUCCACAAACUCAGUCCACAAUGCCAUGUUCGCUCGAACAUGCAUGAUGAGUCGGUCUACCUACAAGGGCUCCAAGAUUGAGUGGGACAGCGACGAAUGUGCUGCACCCCUCGAGAGGCCUCAGCAAUUCCGCCAAGAGACAGCCGCUCCUAGGAAGAAAGACGCACCAGUGAUGAACCGGUUUCAACUUCUGAACAUGGACGACGACGAUGAGGAUGGCGAGCACGAUACCAGCGUUCUCUCAUUCCCAACCACAAUUACUGCCACUAGCGUUUAUGCUUGA